This is a messenger RNA of Zeugodacus cucurbitae (melon fly), 2934 nucleotides long. RefSeq lists its product as uncharacterized. Gene Ontology annotation, cellular component: nucleus. The coding region runs from base 101 to 2221 and encodes 706 amino acids. The transcript has 6 exons. NCBI's taxonomy places the organism in Eukaryota, Metazoa, Arthropoda, Insecta, Diptera, Tephritidae. Gene Ontology annotation, molecular function: mRNA binding. The record is from RefSeq and is a predicted model, not a curated record.
UAAAUUUAAAUAAUGUAUAGACUUGGCAGCACUUUUCAACGUAUAUUUACGUGUUAAAUUCGUUCUACGUUUGAUUUCCGAAGUGGAGAAGUUUACACAAAUGGAGUACACUACAGCAAAAGGUUCAUAUCUUGGAAAAAGUGCCACAUUGUGUACUCCACUACAUUUUAUUUACCCUCUCCCUACACCGGUCGCGACUGAUCAGAUUGAUGGUGGUAAUUACACACCUUCCCCACCGAUUUCAAGUCCACCUUUGCAAAAUUACGUCAGUAGCCAACAACAGGAUCAACAGUUUACACUCAUGCAAAUGAAUGGACGUAAAGUGCUUGGUCCACCAGAGGGUUGGCAAGGUCCUCCUCCAUCAAGUGCUUGCGAACUAUUUGUGCGUCGAAUACCACGAAAUAUAGAUGAACAGCAUCUAAUACAACCAUUUUUACGUUUUGGGCAAAUAUAUGAAAUGCGUUUGCCAAUGGAUUUCAAUCAGGCGAAUCGUGGUUACGCAUACGUCCGGUACACCACUGAGGAAGAAGCAAAUUGUGCUAUGGAAGUGUUGAACCAUUUUUAUGUUGCACCGCAUCGUAAGUUAGAGAUUCUACAAUCGUAUGAAAAGUGCUGUUUAUUUGUGAGCAAUAUACCGAAAUGUUUGGAUGAAAAGGAAAUCGAAGAAAAGUUACGCACCGUCUUUCCAACUAUGAAACGUUUAUAUUCCCAAAGCAUCAAUACAGCUGAAAAAAAUGUUUUUGAUCGCGGCGAAAACGAUGGAAUUCUUAAUCAAGACAACAAAGCCUCAAACAACGAAACUAAGAACCGCGGCCAUGUAGUCAUACACUUCCCUUCGCACUUAGAAGCUUUAGAAGCGAAGAAAAGCACAACACCAGGUGUUAUUCGAUUGUGGAACCGUGACUUGAAAGUUGUAUGGGCAAACACUGAACGCGAAACGGAUAUGUCAAAAUCGAAUAAAACACUUUUUGUUCGAAAUGUGGCUCUUUGCGUUAAUAAUCGUGACAUUAUGGAUAUGCUUGUGCAAUUCAUACCACGCCAGGAGGUAAGAAAAAUUACAAAGGUGCGAACAAUCGCAUUUUUUGAUUUCACAACACGUGAGGCGGCUGAGAAGUGUUUGCAAGGGUUACAGGGCACUAUCUUACAAGGUCAGCGGCUCAGCAUUGAAUGGGCCAAACCAUCGGAGCAACAAUCUUUGCAUCGUAUGUGUAGGACAGAUUUUGAUGCCAUGCUUCGACUGAAAUGCAUAGCCAACUGCUGGCAAAUACCAGUCAUAAUUUUCGGUACCUUUUUCAAACAAGAAGAUCUUCAGUACGGCGCGGUUAUGAUGCGCAGUGCCGUUGGCAUAGCACGCGCUAUUUUCUGCAUACUCCAGUGCCACGAACUUGUGGACAUACAUUCGCGGAUGUGUGAGGUGGUCUGUGUUCUAUUGGAAACCAUAGGCACAUUUCCCGACUACAACUACUUAUUCUUUGUAGAGAAUGACAAUGCACACCUUUUGGGAAUAGUGACACAUGACUCGCAAUCAGUGAACUUCAUCGCAUCUCAUCAAGUACCCAAUUACAUGCAUUUCGAUUUAAAUGAGAUCAUCGACCUGAGCUUGGCCAUAGCCAAUUUGGCUGCAAUUGAUGAGGAUUUGCUACUGCAAGCAUAUCACGAGAGCUUUCAGAUUCCCAGCACUGCCACAUAUCUACCAAACUUGGUAGUUUCUGGCUAUCGCAUUUUCGGCACAAUUGCGCCCAAAUACCGAAAUAAACCACCAUUAAAAUACAAUCUCAACGAUACACAGAUAGUGCUGGCAUUAUGCUAUUUAAUGACCGGUACAAAUGCAACCCUGCCUAGUCGACCUUAUUGUGCGUAUCCAGUAUGCUUAUUCGAUAAUGGUUACGAAAAACUACGAUUCAUAUCACUCAAACUGCUACCCAUUGCAGUCACACAAUCGCGUUAUCUGGUGAAUCAAUCGCUCAACCAUGUGCAAUUCAACAAUAUGCACAAUAUCCAGCCAACGCAACGUUUCAAAAAGCGUCCGUUAUGGAUUACAGGAUGUUCAUACGCGAAGUCCAUAAAACAACCGUUCCCACCCCAACCUAUGUAUGCUAUCGAGCAAGGAGUUCAAGAUCAUCCUCAGCAAUAUAGUGUAGCAUUUAGCGGUGCUUAUAUGCCGACUAAUUAUGCCACAUCUGGCAUUGAAGCAACUCAGACGACAUUCGGGGUCAAUUGAGUGUUUCAUUUAGUCUUGUGCUUACUUCUACAUUAUUGGAAUACUUAUUUAUUUGUUGUAUGUUUUUGGAUAUUUAUGUAUAUACUCGUAUGUAGUUUUGUGUUAAUAUUAAGAACGUUUUUGGUUUAUUAUUGAUUGACUUCUAUUAAAGUUGAAAUGAAAUGAAAAACUUAUUCGCUAAGAAGGUUUGUUUGAAUUGAAAUUUUUCCAUUUUACCUGCACUGUAUGCAACGUUUAAACUAUUUUAUUGCUUUGUUAAACGCCUCAUGAUACAUAACAAUAAAUUCUUCAGAUUUCUUGAAAUAUGUGUUAUGGUUUUGUAUGAAAAUGUAUACAAGCGCUCUUCAGUCUUGAAAGUUCUCUUAUGACGCGACACGUGCAUAAAUCUCUUGAUACUCAAUUGACUUGUAAACAAAUUAUGAGCACACACAAAUUUGAAUUAAUGCCACGGAGGUCGAUAUUCACAUGGACGCAGGAGAAAUACAAAAAGCGUCUUCGACUUUCUACACAACUGAGUUCAGUCUCUUCAGAGAUUUCGAUACGAACACCACGUAGCAGCGAGUGGAAGUCUGCAGAUCAACGGCAUUGAUGUGCAUAUUUUUAGAAAAUUUUGCCAGCGAACGAACAACAUAAAUAACUGCAUUUUCCUGGGAUAUAUUAUAAGCGUUCUGUACGAUUUCAAGUAAUAGCUACGCAUAAACGUAAAGGAGUUG